CUGUAGUUGACUUUACACGUUAUUGUUCUGGAUAGUGGCUUUUAAAGUUGGUUAAGUUAUAAAAGAGUUCCUAUGGUUGGCUUCGGAUCUGGGGACAGAUAUUUUUUUAUUAAACUUUUAUUCUUAUAGCCAUCUGAGUGAAAGCGAUUACCCCUGCAGUUUGCUGACUACUUUAUAGUGAAGCAGGAUGAUUCAUCAUCAUGGAAUGACUUACCACUGAUUCAGUGAUCAACUGCAUUUCUUCAUUAAUAUCCUGUAUGGAAAUCUCCUAAACUACACAUAGCAGCAUCUACAUUCGCUGCUGCUGUAGUCACAUCGGCAAAAUCAUGAUUAUGUGUACAGCCAUCAAAAAGGUUUCGCGAAGGUGCAAAUAUGCUGUUCUGAUUGGUCUCUUGUUGUCAGUCCUGGCUUGGAAGGCCAGCUUUACUGGGGACACUAACAAGACCAUUGAUGAUAACUUUGGUACAAUACAAACUCCUGUAAAAGAAGACAAACUGAGGGAUGAACUUAACUCAAGGAUUGCAGAACCCAGUCACUCAAAUAUUUCAGCAGAAAAAGAUGAGUGUCCAGAGAAGUCUCCAUUGCUAGUGGGAGCUUUGAAGCUGACCUUUGAAUCUUCACUGAACCUCAAGGAUGUAGAAAAGGAAAACAACGUAGUGACUAAAGGAGAGUAUGAGCCCUCAGACUGUAAAGCAAGGCACAGUGUAGCCAUCCUCAUUCCACAUCGUAACCGGGAGAGACACCUCCUCUACCUCCUGCACCACCUGCACCCCUUUCUGCAGCGGCAGCAACUACAUUAUGCCAUUUACGUCAUCCAUCAGGCCGGUGAUGCAACUUUUAACAGAGCCAAGUUACUUAAUAUUGGAUAUUUAGAGGCAAUAAAAGACUUUAGCUGGGAAUGCUUCAUCUUCCAUGAUGUGGACCUGGUUCCCGAGAAUGAUCACAAUUUAUACAUCUGUGACCAGCAGCCCAAACACCUGGUAGUCGGCCGCAAUGUCACCGGAUACAAACUCCGUUACAAAGGCUACUUUGGUGGAGUCACUGCCAUGACCAAAGAUCAGUUUUUUCAAGUCAAUGGUUUCUCAAACAACUACUGGGGAUGGGGUGGAGAAGAUGAUGACCUUAGAGUGAGAGUUGAACUGCAAAAAAUGAAAAUUGUGCGUCCUCCUGCUAACAUAGCGCGCUAUACCAUGGUGUUUCACGAACGAGACACUGGAAAUCAGGUUAACAAAAACAGGAUGAGGUUAUUAGGACAAACGACAAAGAUGUGGAGAGUUGAUGGACUCAACAGCUGCGUAUAUGACACUUUAUCAGUCGGGAAGUAUCCUCUCUAUGUGAAUAUCACAGUUAACAUUGGUCAGCCUCAGAGCUGAGAACUGAAAGAGAACAAGUUUUAUUAUUUUCAGUUCGGGCCACAUCAAGAUCCUGAAUUUCCUCAAAGAGCCAGAUGUGGAAGAAUUUAUUAAUUCAACUACCUAUUAACAAAACAGUUUAGAUAAUAUGGCUUGACAUGAUCCCAAGGCAUAUUGUGACCCCCAAUAGGUCAGCCAACUGGAUGUAGGGCAACUUCAACAGUUCUUCACAUUGAUGUACUUUGGCACUAAAAACUAAUUUGGUUCUUCUGGUAAAAUAAUAUUUAAGCACACAACCAGUAUCUUCAAGUUCUAUAUUUAUGUUGCCCUAUGGAGACAUGAGAGCCACACAAACAGAUGUGGCGGGCCAGAUUUGGCCCCCGUGCCUUGAGUUUGACACCCAUUAUUUUCUAUGAGGUCGAGACCACUGUCUGCUGAAAGGUUAUUAAAAAACUGACAAACUAAAUUCUUUUUGGUGAGAUGAUAUUCAGAUAUUUAGCACAGUUUUACAUAUCAUUCCAUGUUUUAUUUCUUUAUGUUGUUAGGAAUGUAAUCUUCAUUCAUUGAAUUGUUAACUUCAACUGUCAUUCCAGUAGUUUUUUAUAUUUUUUUUCUAUACCAUUGUUUCCUGUCAGACACUGUUUAAUUCACACUCAUGCCUUAUUAUUUUCCUGUUUCUUCACCACUUCAUACUGACUAGGUCCUUGUUUUGGCACCUGAGAAGCAAUGACUGGUUGUUGUAUGAUCUUGUAAUGUGAUGCUGAAUAGGUUCCAGGAUGCAGGUUUUCUUAUAGAAAGAGAUUACAUAGUGAUGCCAGCAGAGGUAAACAUUGCCUAACAAUGUCUUAAUAAGGAGGAAUUUAUACUAUUGAUUUUUUGCACAUGCAGUACCUCAAAUGUAAGCGGACCGUUUGCAGUGAUAAGCAAAGGUAAGAAUAGCCUUCAGUCUUUCUUUUUUUUCUCAAGUGAUAAGCACAAAGUUGAAAGCUUUUUGGGAGGAUUUUUUGUGACGGAACAACACAAAAUCAUGCAUCAUUCAGAAAUGGAAUGAUUGUCAAUGUAUUUUGCAAAUUGUGUAAUAAGAUGUAUAUUUCUUGCAUAAUUACUUGGCCAAACAACAUUUUUGCUGAGAUUGGAGCUUCAAGAUUUCCUGUCUCUACUCAACAGAAAGUGGUUUUUUUAAUGUGAUACACAUAAGGGUAUCAUCCAUAUCUUUGCAAUGCCCUGUGUUGGGAAAGCUUUUCAAUUCCAGAUUGAUCACAUCGUAUCUCCAGCAGGAUCAGUUCAUAUUGCUGAUUUAUCACCUUUUAGCGUUAUUAGAACUACUACAGGUCAUAUAAGAUCUAAAUAUGAUCAUUUUGGUUAGUGAUGAAGGAUUCAGAUUUGUAUCAGUUUGACAGCAAAUGACAAACAAAACUUCUUCCUAGAUUGAAAAAACACCUUACAAAUCCAGUAAUAUCAAUAUACUAUGGUUAAUAUGAAGUCUGAAAUGCAGUAGGAGAUGUUAUGAUCGUUUAAAGUGGUGGAUUUGCUCCUUUUUAAAGGUAGUCUCAUAGUGACACUGAUGUUUUUUACUUUGAAAUUUGUCUUAUACUUAUGGUAUAAUUUAAGGUUACGAUGCCAUUGUAAGUUUUAUUACUCCAAAGUCAUUUUUAGUUAUAUUUAUACUUCUCUUGCAUUAGUAAAAAAAAAUCUGCUCUAGUAACUUAAAUCAUAGGAAGUUUUUAUAAGAAGCAGGUUUAAUGAGCCUAAAUUAUUUUCUUUGUAAUUUUAAAGCCUUAUAUGCUUUGUUUUAUGUGGUACUUACUAAUAGGUGAUGGAUUGCAUACCACUUUGUAACUUUUAAAUGACGGAAGGAAAAUCUGCAUAUUUGCUUCUAUUGCAUCAUGUUUCUGACAUAUAUCAAUUUUUAUUAUUAUUAUUUUUAUAUCAUUGUAGAACAUUUUAAAUUCUUUUUUUGAUACUGAAAAGUGUGCCCUUGCAUAGCACUGUCACUAUUAACACUCCAUGUAUGUUUUUUGUGUCAGAAUCGCGAAAGGUUGCUUCUCAUUAAGGAAGCAUUUAUGUAUGAGAAACAAUUUUGCACACCUCAUAAAUUGGCAGUAUGCUGUAGUACUAGUAGUUUACAACAUGUUUUAAACACUAAAUGUGUAUUUUUCCCCCAAUCUCUCCUUAAUGAAUUACAUUUUUAUUUUGGCUGGUAGAAUGAAUGUGUAGACAGGUAAAGAAAAUCAUUUAGUUUUGAAACAACUUAGCUGACAUUUUAAAGUUUAAAACAAUGCUAUUUGAACUCUUGAAGAAUGUCACUUGAUCAAUUUUAUUUUCAAAGCUUUUUUUGUGUGGAUGUGUUAAAAGUGAGAUUCUUAUUUUGAGCCUUUUUUGUAUCUUUAGAUUUUUACAAUCUUAAAAUAAAAUAGUUUCUCUAAUUGAUUCUACUGAUGUUUUUUGUUGUUGGUGCUUCAUCAAAGAGUUGUAAAACUGGUUUGUACAGUUUACCCUUUAUGUAAUAUUUAAUAAAGAGGUGUUUACUGUUUCAUACAGGGCCAAGUCAGUUUGGAUAGCUUUGUUUCUUUAUGAAUAAAAUCAUCAUUUAGAAAUUA
Messenger RNA from Poeciliopsis prolifica (blackstripe livebearer), 3952 nucleotides. It is a transcript of the gene b4galt4, whose product is annotated as UDP-Gal:betaGlcNAc beta 1,4- galactosyltransferase, polypeptide 4. NCBI's taxonomy places the organism in Eukaryota, Metazoa, Chordata, Actinopteri, Cyprinodontiformes, Poeciliidae. The coding region runs from base 327 to 1373 and encodes 348 amino acids. Gene Ontology annotation, molecular function: glycosyltransferase activity. The transcript is spliced from 7 exons. Gene Ontology annotation, biological process: carbohydrate metabolic process. The record is from RefSeq and is a predicted model, not a curated record.